This is a messenger RNA of Laccaria bicolor S238N-H82, 2655 nucleotides long. RefSeq names its product TNFR/NGFR cysteine-rich region family protein. The transcript has 6 exons. The record is from RefSeq and is a predicted model, not a curated record. NCBI's taxonomy places the organism in Eukaryota, Fungi, Basidiomycota, Agaricomycetes, Agaricales, Hydnangiaceae. Bases 1 to 2655 code for a protein of 884 amino acids.
AUGGCGUUGUCGAGUCAUCCACUGUCCUUGUCCUCCUUUUUUUGUCCCGUCUCCGUCUCUCACUGCUCUUUACCUUCUACCACGACCUUCACGUCUUCUUCGUUCACCUAUCUUCGCGAUGUUCGCGACUAUCUUUGCUAUUCUUGCCUUUUCAACUAUCUCAAUAUAUGCCCAAUCUACGCCCACUGUAUUGGUGCACGACUAUCGGCACCUGGCGCUGCCACUGAUAUCCACUUACUCCCUGGCCAAUAUACUGCCACCACCAGCCCCCAAAUCCUUCAUAAUCUCCUCGCAUCCACGUCCGCCACCCUCGCUGCCUCGUCAGGCUUUAACUCGUCCCUGUCAUUGCCGCUCAUCUUAGCCCUCCAACCGGGUCUCGCCGUUUACUCGGGCUCUCUGUACUCGGGCCAAGCCGCUUUCUCAUCCCUCCCUUCCGCACCAGUUGGCAACUCAUCAGUCCCAUUGACUUCCCAGUCUAUUGCUCUAUCUUCUGGGGUAUGGGCCUCCGUCAACGCCGGCUCAAGCAACCGUGUUAUCCUGUGGGACUCAAUCCCAGAUGUCAAUCAGCUCCCAUCCGGCACUCUCGGUUCUCUUUCACUCACCGAUAUUGAAUCUGCCUCUUGCUCCCCCACAUGUGCCGGCUCGGGUAUCUGUACUCCCUCUGGGACGUGUCAGUGCUCGGCUGGGUUCACCGGGUCUUCAUGUGAAUCGUGCGCUUCAGGUUUCUUCGGUCCCAAAUGUCAAGCAUGUCCUUCUGGCUGCUCUAGCUGUGAUGAUGGAAUUUCGGGGUCUGGAAGGUGUCUGCAACCGACCGUAGCGAACGCCCCUUCGACAUGUAAUUGCCUCAAUGGUGUAUGUGGCUCUAAUGGGCAGUGUACAUGUAACGCGGGGUUCACGACCGCUGCUAAUGGAACGGCAUGCGCGAAGUGUUCUCCUGGCUUUUUCCUGACAUCUACAGGUGAUUGUCAAGUUUGUCAAUUGGGGUGCACUCAAUGCGCUGAUGGUACUGGGGCGUGCACGACCUGCAAGACAGGAUUCUCACAAGAUGCCAGCGACAAAACCAAGUGCAACCCUCCCCAAUCCAUUACUUCCGCCGGAACAAUAUGUCCUGAUGGAAGCUUUGCCAAUGGAAACGCCUGCUCAGCUUGUUCCUCGUCGUGUCAAACAUGCACAGCAGGAACUUCCAACGAUUGUAUCCUUUGCUCUGCAGGUCAUUACACUUUCCAAGGAGGAUGUGUAGCAGCUAAUACCAAUGGCGUCUGCGCGGGAACGAACCUCAUUGCGGACAACAACAAGCGUGAAUGUGAUAGUUGUGGUGCCAAGUGCACAUCAUGCAUUAUAGCCAACUUCAGCGUGGCAUCUACUGUCAACCAGAAACAAUGUACUGGCUGCAUACCUGGUUUUUUCCUUUCCAACGGUACAUGUGUGAGCGCCUGCCCAUCAGGUACAUUUGUAUCCCCUCAAGAUAAUCUUACAUGUCUUGCUUGUGAUUCGACAUGUAGCACUUGUGCCGGAUCCUCAACAUUUUGCCUGACUUGCUCUUCUAAUCAACUCGCCUCAGGCGGUAAAUGUGUUGCGACUUGUCCUUCCAACACCUUUUCGGCUUCAGGCUCAUGCCUCACGUGUCAUCCGGAUUGCGCCACUUGCUCAGGAGCUUCGUUCAAUCAAUGCACAAGCUGUCCCUCGAGUCGGCCAGUGCUCAUCAAUGGCCGCUGCCUCCCUACCUGCAGCAAAUCGCAGUUCUUUGAUCCGACAACUUCAUCGUGUCAAGCGUGUGAUUCCAGCUGCUCGAGUUGCUCUGGCGCUGGACCCAGUAAUUGUCUUGCUUGCUCAAGUCCCACUCAAGUUCUUCGGAAGGGUACAUGCGUUGCCUCGAAUUGCCAAAGUGGGACCAGUGUCAUUGCUGGGUUGGGCGUCUGCCUCUCAGACCUUGUGAACGUACCACAAGUAUCAGGUACAAGCACCCUAGCACCCCUUCCAACAAUUACCGGCCUCAGCACCCCAACCGCCAUCAGCAAACGCCGACCCUUGGAAUGGUGGGAGAUCCUUCUCAUGGCGCUGGGCUGCGCCUUCAUCUUUCUUGUUGUCAUAUGGUGCUGCCGUCGUCGUCGAAGAAAACAACGUGCCAAGAAAACAGCGUUGUUUGCUACUGGCGCUGUAGUCAACCGUGGAAAGACCAGUUGGCGUUGGCGGCUUAUCCGCUUUGGCGAGAAACUCUUUGGACAUCAUAGGAGUACGCGAGUGGUCCCUGUACUCCCAGUGCAUGGGUCACAUAGCGAAUCGAUGAAGUUGACCAAGAUUCACACGUCAGAUAUAUCGGGGCCGUCGCCGCUGCACGGUUCGACUGGAGACGAAGAAGAUAUGGUCAGGCUGAUCGGCUCGUACCAGCGACCAGUGUCUCCCGAGCCGUCGAGGUUCCAUACCCAUCACCAUCGCCUGACACCCGUAGACCAGCGUUCGAUAAGCGAAACGAGCCACGUUUCGGCGCCGUCGAUAUACUCGCAGAUGACGGGUGUCCCUAGACGCGUGCCUGAUCCUCGACAACCUGUGAAGAAGGAACUAACGUCUCGUUUUUCGUCGAGCACUUUAAGCUCGGGAGAGUACCUUUUGCCACCUACGAAUCCGAAGAGCUCGAAGAACCCAUUCUGGAAAUGA